CUCUAGUUGAUAAGUGCUCGAAUUUCUUCACAGUCGUUUGUAUAAACAGUAGCUUGCCGUACGCAACUGUGAUAAUGUACUUUCGUCUAAUGAUAAGUAUAUGGCCCAUAGCUUGUGUUAAUUAAUGUAAAUCAACAAAUCGCCAAAUAUUUUACGUCGUACACAUUUCUAAAAAUAUUGCUCAGAACUGCAGUGGAUUGUUGGGAAGCCUUGCAGUUGCAGAAGACCUCGAGACCUUUGAAAAUUUCCUCAAAUUUAGCCACGAACGAAACCAACGAAAAUUAAACCAGAAACGUAUUUACAUUACAUGAAUCGAUAGAAAAAUUGAAAAGAUCGCCCACCAUUUCGUAAACAGCCAGUACCUACCUUUCGUCCCAAUACCUACUGAAGUGAGGUAGAGAAGAGUACAACGUCGAUGUUAAGAUGCCAAAAAUUGGACUCACAAUCAACGAAUGGAACGAUCACAUUGGACAGAAUUUGAAUGAUGCCAAAAAUGUUUUACUUGAUUACCUUGAUAAGAUAAUGGAGAAACAUGAAGCAUGGAUUUACUACGCAACACCUGAACAAAUAAUAUCUCAGUUUGACAGUUUAUUACCUAGUUUACGAAAUUCAGCGAGUAACCUGCCUCUUUUUGGUGUUCCAUUUGCUGUUAAAGAUAAUAUAGACGUAGCAGGUUGGCCUACCACUGCCGCAUGCCCAUCUUUUAGCUACAUAGCAGAAGCUGAUGCUACUGUGGUCUCUAGGUUAAAAGCAGCAGGCGCUAUUGUAGUAGGUAAAACGAACCUUGAUCAAUUUGCCACUGGAUCUGUAGGUACUCGUUCCCCAUUUGGCAUUGUUAAAAACAGCUUCAACCCCCAAUAUAUCAGUGGAGGAUCUAGUUCAGGAUCAGCAUGGGUUGUGGCAAAUGGACUUGUUCCAUUUGCUCUGGGAACUGAUACAGCGGGGUCGGGGCGUAUUCCAGCUGCUUUCAACAAUAUUGUAGGUCUUAAGCCUACUAAGGGUUGGCUUUCAACUAAAGGUGUAGUUCCUGCUUGUUGUCUAAAUGAUACAGUUUCAGUGUUUGCUCUAACAGUUGAAGAUGCGUUCACUGUUGCAACACUAGCAGCAGCACCUGACCCAGAUGAUUGUUACUCACGUACUCAUCCUGCAACCACACCAGCAGCUUUCCAAAAAAUACCUGUGCUGGCAAUCCCAGACAAGCUGAAAUUUUUUGGUGACCAGCUGGCUGAAGCAGCAUGGCUGGCAGCAUUACAGAAAAUGAAUACUUUGGGUGUUGAAAUCAAAACCAUUGAUUUUUCCCCAUUUUACCAGUUGGCUGAACAGCUGUAUGGCGGAGCUUGGAUUGCUGAACGCACUGCUGCCUUGGGUGACAUUUUGAACCAUGCAACACAUAUGGAUCCCAUUGUUCAUAGUAUUGUGAUGGAGGGAACUAGAUUUACUGCAGUUGAGGCAUGGAAAGCAGAAUAUCAGCGAGCACAACUUGUUAAACAUAUUCAAUCUAUUUUGGCUGAAGUAGAUGCGCUGCUGGUACCAACAUCAUCAACUAUUCGAACCAUCAAAGAGAUACAAGAAGAGCCUAUUCAGUAUAGUUCUCAGCUAGGAAUAUAUGCAAGCUGUACCAAUCUAGCUGAUCUGUCAGCACUUGCACUUCCAGCACCAUUCCGAGCUGAUGGUUUACCAGCUGGUAUCUCUCUACUAGCAUUACCUUGGCAUGAUCGCGCCCUUGCAAAUUUUGGCCAACACUGGCAAAAACAUUUGGCAUUGCCCCUUGGAGCAAUCUCUCGUUCUAAUCAAAUAAAAUUUAAUCCACUCAUUCCUUCACUCCAGCACAUACAAAUAGCUAUACCUGGCAACUAUUCAGUUGGUACAUCUUCACUGCACACUCUACUUCGCUCCAAUUAUGCAGUACUUAUCAAAGAAACCACCACAGCUCCUCAUUAUAACCUUCAUGCUGUAUGUGAUGGAUUUAACAAAAUACCUGCUCUAACACACUCUAAUGUUGGUAGCACAAUUGCUGUGGAAUUAUGGGAGAUCCCUUUGGGACUCUUUGGUCAAUUUGUAGCCGAGAUCCCUCCUCCACUAGGCUUAGGCAGUGUGACAUUAUCUAAUGGCGAAGUAGUAAAAGGCAUCAUAUUUUGUCAAUUGGAAUUGCCAAGUGAUGCAGUAGAAAUCACUGAAGCUGGUAGCUGGAGUAACUGGCUGGCUUCUUGUAAAAGUUCCCCCAAGAAAUUUACAACUGUUUUGAUUGCUAAUCGUGGGGAAAUAGCUUGCCGAGCUAUUCGCACCUUGAAGCAUUUAGGAAUUAGAAGUGUUGCAAUCUAUUCUGACAGUGACCGCAAUGCAUUGCAUGUAAAAAACGCAGAUGUAGCUAUUGCACUUGCAGGUGAUAAGGUUAAUGAUACUUACACAAAUAUUGAGAAAAUAUUAGCUGCUGCAAAAACCAGUGCAGCACAAGCAAUUUGGCCAGGGUAUGGUUUUCUAUCAGAAAGUCAACCAUUUGCUGAUGCAUGUGAGAAAGCAGGAAUUGUUUUUAUUGGACCUACCCCACAACAAAUCAGAGAAUUUGGGCUAAAACACAGAGCUCGUGAACUAGCUACUGAAGCAGGCCUGCCUAUAUCACCAGGCACCCCUCUACUUAAUACAAUAGAAGAAGCACUUGAAGCUGCUAAGAAGAUAGGUUAUCCAGUCAUGCUAAAGAGUACUGCAGGUGGUGGUGGUAUUGGUAUGACUCGCUGUGCUAAUGAGUCCGAACUUCAAAAAGCUUGGGAAAACGUACGACAUCUUAGUGAACAGUUCUUUGGCAAUGCAGAUGUAUUUAUUGAACGUUGCAUUGAUCAUGCCCGUCAUAUAGAGGUGCAAAUUUUUGGAGAUGGUAAUGGUAAAGUUGUGGCACUUGGAGAGAGAGACUGUUCCCUACAACGUCGCAAUCAGAAAGUAAUUGAAGAGACACCUGCACCCAACUUACCAAAAGCAACACGUGAUUUAAUGCUUACUGCAUCAGUGCAGCUUGGCAAAUUAGUGAAAUAUCGCAGUGCUGGUACAGUGGAAUACAUCUAUGAUGCUUCUACUGAUGUAUUUUACUUCCUUGAGGUGAACACACGCCUUCAAGUGGAACAUGCUGUAACAGAAUAUGUUACUGGAAUUGAUUUGGUUGCUUGUAUGAUACAAGUUGCAGCAGGUGAUUCUAUUGACUGGUCAAGUUUGCAAAAGACCCCAACAGGUGCAUCAAUCGAGGUUCGUCUGUAUGCUGAGGAUCCAAUAAAAAAUUUCCAACCUUGUCCAGGCUUACUGACUCAAGUAAUAUUCCCAAAAGGUGAGAAUGUUCGCAUUGAUAGUGGUGUUGAGACUGGUAGUGAUGUUUCGCCACAUUAUGAUCCCAUGAUAGCAAAGCUGAUAGUGUAUGGGGAAACACGUGAUACAGCAUUACAGCAGCUACAGGAUGCAUUAUCAGCAACUCAACUGCAUGGCAUUACCACUAACCUUGAUUACUUGCGUCAGAUUGUGGAAACUGAUGAAUUUCAAAGUGGUAAUGUAUGGACAGGUUUUUUAAAUAAUUUUACUGCAACUUCAGCAGCAAUUGAGGUACUUCAACCUGGAACCUUGAGUACUAUUCAGGACUAUCCAGGCCGCAUUGGCUAUUGGGAUGUUGGUGUACCACCUUCAGGACCAAUGGAUGAUUUUGCCUUUCGUUUAGCCAAUCGUAUUGUUGGCAACCAUGAAUCAGCUGCUGGACUAGAAUUUACUCUACAGGGACCUACAUUGAAAUUUCGAGAAGAUGCCAUCAUCUCAUUAACUGGUGGUUACUGUGCAGUAGAACUUGAUGGAAAUAAGGUCGAAUACUGGCAGCCUAUAUCAAUAAAAACUGGACAAACACUAAAAGUAGGGCGUGCACAGAGUGGAUGCCGAACCUACCUCGCAAUUCGUAAUGGUUUUGAUGUACCUGAGUAUCUUGGUAGCCGUUCAACCUUCACUCUUGGGCAGUUUGGAGGUCAUGCUGGGCGUACACUGCGUGUAGCUGAUGUUUUACCCAUCUCACAACCUCAGUUGACUGUUUGCACUACACCAGCACCAAUCUCUUCACCUCAAGCAUUGGAUGAGGUGCUUAUACCAAUUUAUGGAAAUAUCUGGACUAUUAAAGUCUUAUAUGGGCCACAUGGGGCCCCUGAUUUUCUCACUCAAGAUUCUAUAGAUGAAUUCUUUGCCACUGAUUGGCAAGUUCACUAUAAUUCCAAUCGUCUUGGCAUUCGUUUAAUAGGUCCCAAGCCCUCCUGGACUCGCGCCAAUGGUGGUGAGGCAGGAUUACAUCCAUCUAACAUUCAUGACUGUAUGUAUGCAAUGGGCAGUGUGAAUUUCACAGGAGACUUCCCAGUCAUUUUAACACAUGAUGGCCCUAGUCUUGGUGGUUUUGUGUGCCCAGUAACUAUUGCAAAAGCAGAAUUGUGGAAAGUUGGCCAAGUAAAACCAGGUGACCACAUACGUUUUCAUCCAAUCAGUGUUGAGGAAGCAUUAGCUCUUGAACAAGCACAGACUGAAACCAUAGAAACACUACUUCCAGUACAUAUGCCAUUAUACCCAUCACCUUCCCUGGCAAAUACAGAAUUUGGUUCAGCAGCAAUUCUAGCAUUGAUACCUGGCACUGCAACCACUCCUAAAGCAGUGUAUCGCCAGGCAGGUGAUAACUACAUUUUAAUUGAGUAUGGUGAAUAUUCUCUGGAUUUGGCAUUGCGUUUGCGUGUCUAUUUGUUGAUGAAUGCACUUCAUAAAUGUAAUGUGCCUGGUAUAGCAGAACUCUCACCUGGAGUAAUUUCACUCCAAGUGCACUACAACAGCAAUGAAUUGAGUCAGUCUAAAUUAAUGACACUGUUACUGGACCUAGAAAAAACACUGGGUGAUGUUAGUCGGCUCAAAGUUCCAUCUCGUAUUCUCUGGAUGCCGAUGGCAUUUGAAGAUAGUGCAGCACUUGGCGCAGUGCAGCGUUAUAGAGAAUCAGUGCGUGCUACUGCUCCUUGGCUACCCAACAAUGUUGAUUUCUUACAACGCAUAAAUGGUCUGCCAAGACGUGAAAUAGUCAGUGAUAUUAUUUAUGCUGCUAGUUGGCUAGUUCUGGGUCUGGGUGAUGUUUAUCUAGGUGCAUCCUGUGCUGUACCAGUUGAUCCGCGUCAUAGGCUACUCAGUUCAAAAUACAGUCCUGCUAGAACUUUUACUGCAGAAGGCACUGUUGGUGUUGGAGGCAUGUACUUAAGUAUCUAUGGUAUGGAUUCUCCUGGAGGAUAUCAGUUGGUAGGACGUACUCUCCCUAUUUGGAAUCGUUUCAUGCAAAAUCCGCAAUUUGUAGAUGGAAAACCUUGGCUAUUGCGCUUCUUUGAUCAAAUACGUUUUUAUCCAGUCAGUGAAACAGAACUAACACAGUUACGAGAGGACUUCCGCCAUGGACGCACAACAAUCCGCAUAGAAGAAACAUUAUUUGAUUUUGUUGAAUAUCAACAUUUGCUUAAAGACAAUGCCAGUUCAAUUGAAAAAUUCCGACAAUUCCAAGCUGUUGCAUUUGAAGCAGAAGUUGCAUUAUGGGCACAAGAAGAGCAGAACAAUCCUGAACCCACAGGGAAGGACAAUUCUGUGCCAGAAGUUGAAGAAGAUGAGAAUGCAUUACCAGUACAAGCAGAUAUGAAUGGUAAUAUCUGGAAAGUACUGGUUAAAUCUGGUGAUAUUGUUGAGGCAAGCCAGACAUUGGUCAUUGUUGAAGCAAUGAAAAUGGAACUGGCAAUAAAUGCUCCACAGAAGGGACGAGUGAAGCGUAUUGUCUGUCAGCCUGGUCACUCUGUCAGUCCAGGCGAUACUUUGCUUUGGUUAGAAUAGAAAAAUCUCCCCCCCUUCCCUCAAAAAGAUGGUGGAAUCUGCACAGAAACAUUGGGUACUUGCCUUCAUUUUCCUUAGAAUUUAAAAGUGGCAAAACGAGCAUGUCACUUUUUCGAAAUGUAGGUAAUGAAUGGGAGAAUUUAAAACUUGAAAUUCCAUUCAUUUCAAUCUCUGAUAUCUGAAUUUCCCAACAAUCAAAUUCUUUUUCAAUAAGAUUACCUCAGUAUUUUAUAAAUUUGUGAAUAUUAUAUUGAUUUUAGAUGAUGCUCCUUCAUUGAGACACCCAUACCUUAUUAAAUACCUAUAUGAGUAUGAGUAACUUUCGAGUUGAUAUAAUUUUAAUUAGAUAAUAGAAAAUACACUGUAACAUUUAUUCGCCAAUUACACCUCCCAAUUGGAAAUCAUC
Messenger RNA from Planococcus citri (citrus mealybug), 6262 nucleotides. RefSeq lists its product as uncharacterized. Gene Ontology annotation, molecular function: methylcrotonoyl-CoA carboxylase activity; urea carboxylase activity; metal ion binding. NCBI's taxonomy places the organism in Eukaryota, Metazoa, Arthropoda, Insecta, Hemiptera, Pseudococcidae. Bases 424 to 5856 code for a protein of 1810 amino acids. The transcript has 4 exons. The record is from RefSeq and is a predicted model, not a curated record. Gene Ontology annotation, cellular component: mitochondrion.